CUCUCCUGACCCGCCGCCACGCAGCGCUCCGCACCGCGCCUCGCCGCGCCGGGGGAAGAUGGCGUUGGAGGCCGGCGACAUGGAAGAUGGGCAGCUUUCCGACUCAGAUUCCGACAUGACGGUUGCACCCAGCGAUAGGCCGCUGCAAGUGCCAAAAGUGCUAGGCGGGGACAGUGCUAUGAGGGCCUUCCAGAACACGGCAGCUGCGUGUGCACCAGUAUCACAUUAUCGAGCUGUUGAAAAUGUGGAUUCAAGUGAAGAGAGUUUUUCUGAUUCAGAUGAUGAUGGCUGUCUUUGGAAACGCAAACGACAAAAAUGUUUUAACCCUCCCAAACCAGAGCCUUUUCUGUUUGGCCAGAGCAGUCAAAAACCACCUGUUACUGGAGGAAAGAAGGUUAACAACAUAUGGGGUGCUGUGCUGCAGGAACAGAAUCAAGAUGCAGUGGCCACUGAACUUGGUAUCUUGGGAAUGGAGGGCACUAUUGACAGAAGCAGACAAUCUGAAACCUACAAUUAUUUGCUUGCUAAGAAACUUAGGAGGGAAUCUCAAGAGCAUACAAAAGAACUAGACAAGGAACUAGAUGAAUAUAUGCAUGGUGACAAAAAAAUGGGAUCAAAGGAAGAGGAAAAUGGGCAAGGUCAUCUCAAAAGGAAACGACCUGUCAAAGACAGGCUAGGGAACAGACCAGAAAUGAACUACAAAGGUCGAUACGAGAUCACAGAGGAAGAUUCUCAAGAGAAAGUGGCUGAUGAAAUUUCAUUCAGGUUACAGGAACCAAAGAAAGAUCUGAUAGCUCGAGUAGUGAGGAUUAUUGGGAACAAAAAGGCAAUUGAACUUCUGAUGGAAACUGCUGAAGUUGAACAAAAUGGUGGUCUCUUUAUAAUGAAUGGUAGUCGAAGAAGAACACCAGGUGGAGUUUUUCUGAAUCUCUUGAAAAACACUCCUAGUAUCAGCGAAGAACAAAUUAAGGACAUUUUCUACAUUGAAAAUCAAAAGGAAUAUGAAAAUAAAAAAGCUGCCAGGAAGAGGAGAACACAAGUGUUGGGGAAAAAGAUGAAACAAGCUAUUAAAAGCCUAAAUUUUCAAGAAGAUGAUGAUACGUCACGAGAAACUUUUGCAAGUGACACAAACGAGGCCCUGGCAUCUCUUGAUGAGUCACAGGAAGGACAUGGAGAAGCCAAGUUGGAUGCAGAGGAAGCCAUUGAAGUUGAUCAUUCUCAUGAUUUAGACAUCUUUUAAGUACAUUUUCAAUAAUUUGAGGACUAAGCCUUUCUAAAAUAACAUUGUAAUAAACCAUUUUUACUGAGAUUGCAACAUUUUGCACUGAAAAACAUGAGAAUCUGGAGGAAAGAGAAUUGUUUUCUUGUUUUAAAUAAAGUAUGUGGGGAAAGGAAUGCAAUUGAUAGAAACAUUUAAAGGUAUCUCAUGUCUGACAAAAUACUUAAGAGUAUAUAGCACAGGAUUUAAUUUCUCAAUCUGUUGCAUGUGCUAAUUAUUAUGACUAUUAAUAGUUGAUAAUCAGUUUUGUCUAGGUCAUAACAUACUAUUCAAAAGUUUGUUUGCUUUUUCAAAUUUAUCUUUGCAUUGAAUUAUGCUUUGGCUUUAAAACAUUCCACUAAAAUAAUAACGGGACAUAUAAAUUAUUAAGCUGUUACAAGUGCA
Molecule: messenger RNA, 1663 nt
Organism: Cebus imitator (Panamanian white-faced capuchin)
Lineage: Eukaryota; Metazoa; Chordata; Mammalia; Primates; Cebidae
Gene: PHAX
Product: phosphorylated adaptor for RNA export
Exons: 5
Coding region: 59-1240 (393 amino acids)
Biological process (GO): snRNA export from nucleus
Cellular component (GO): nucleus
Source: RefSeq, a predicted model, not a curated record